Cylindrotheca closterium is the source of this 1392-nucleotide messenger RNA. Lineage: Eukaryota; Bacillariophyta; Bacillariophyceae; Bacillariales; Bacillariaceae. The record is from the annotation of a GenBank genome assembly.
AUGGCUGAUCAACAAGAUGAAGCAUUCACCAACAUUGCGCAAACCUUGCAGCUGCUACAACAGAUGCUAGCUGCACAAGCUGCUGCUCCUAUUGCUGUCCCUGCUGCGGCUGCUCCACCGGCUGUUGCGGGUUCAACAGCGGUGGCUCAAGCCAGUGCUCCACUAAGAACCUCUUGGGCGGGAGUUCUUGAAGAACUUUUUCAGUUCGUACUCCUUAUCCAAACCCGAGCUGCAGAAGUAAAAUGGGAUGCUCCGUCUCCUAAUGGAAUUCUCACCUAUGGUACAAACCAUCUUCUCUCCGAUUACCACUCUAUUUCUCUUGCCACCCUUCAGGCUGAACAUACUGCCAGAGUUGAUCCUCGUGCCAUUCAGAACUCAAGAUGCCUCUACAACUGCUUAGCUUCAAGCAUAACUGGCGAUCUCAGAAUUGAAAUCUUCGGACAACCUGGAAACCUUCCUACUCACGGAGACGGCCCGUCUCUGUUCAAGCGCAUGAUCGACACCACUGCUGCUGCAUCUCUUCAAGUAUCUAGCAACGCAAUCCAAGAUCUUCUUAACCUUGAUCCUGGAGAUUACAAGUUUGAUAUGACUGCUGUCAAUUCGCAGAUCAUUGGCCUCUUCACAUUGGCCACUACUGCCGCUCGAUUGAUGCCAGACUCUGAACGCUGCUUCUACAUCUUUAAUACCUAUCGAAAGAUCAAGCAACCCCAAGAUUUUGUUAACUGGACAAACAGCAAGGCUGAUGCGUUUAGUGAAGGUACCCUUGCAGCUCCUGCUGGUACUCCUACUCUUCAUCAGUGGCUCAUGACUCAAGCCGCGUUGAAAUGCAGACGACUACAAGCCGACAAAUCGGCCAAUCAUCUCUGGAGAACCACUACAACCCGUCAAGAUAUCAAUGGUGAUUUUGUUGCCAUGAUUGCUCCUAUCCUUGCUGCACAGAAGGGAAAAGGUGUUGACAAGAAAGGCGGAAAAGGAAAGACCAAUCCUAAGACCCCUGCUACGGAAGACAAAUUGCCUCCCUUUGUCCGACACUUCAAGAAGCCCGAAUCCGAGGGAGGUACACCAUAUGUUAUUGGCGAUACCAAAACGUAUAACACUACAACUUGGCAUUUCUGCGGUUGUCCCAAACACCGUAGCAACCUCAAAUGGCACACUCAUCCUACUGCCGACUGCAAAAUCCGCAAGGCCUGGUUAGAAGAAAAAGCUGCAGCUGCUGCUGAAGCCAAUGCAGGCGAUGUUCAAUCUGAAAUUCCAAUCGAGGAAGGUUCUGCUGCGAGCAACGCCACUUCAGGUGUAACUGCGCUUCUCGCUAAUGCACUCUCGAUGAUCGGCGAUGACGACGCACUUCAUGAUGUCAUUUCUGAGGCGCUCUCUGCCUUGCAUCAGACUUGA